Molecule: messenger RNA, 2290 nt
Organism: Ricinus communis (castor bean)
Lineage: Eukaryota; Viridiplantae; Streptophyta; Magnoliopsida; Malpighiales; Euphorbiaceae
Product: putative 3,4-dihydroxy-2-butanone kinase
Exons: 20
Coding region: 213-1985 (590 amino acids)
Biological process (GO): glycerol catabolic process
Cellular component (GO): cytosol
Molecular function (GO): glycerone kinase activity; ATP binding
Source: RefSeq, a predicted model, not a curated record
AAAUUGAUCAGAAUUAUGAAUUAAGCCAAAAAGUAUUUUCCUUUUGGACAAACUGGCAGGUAACAGCAAACAUUUCUCUAUCACUGAAAGCCAAAAAAAAGAAAAAGUCUCCUUCCUGCAGUUUCGUUUUCGAUUCCCAAAUCACCAGCACUAAGAGUAGUACACUUUUUGGCCUCCUUCCCGAUUCCUUGAAGUAAAGCGGCGCCGUUUCGAUGGCUUUUCAAGGGAAGAAACUCAUCAACGACCCCUCUGCUGUGGUAACUGAGUUCAUUGAGGGUCUAUCAGAAACUUAUCCGGGUCUGCAAUACUUGGAUGGUUUUCCAGAGGUCAAGGUUGUGUUGCGCGCUGAUGUUUCGAGCUCUAGUUAUGAUAAGGUCGCAGUUAUUUCAGGUGGAGGAAGUGGGCAUGAACCUGCACAUGCUGGAUUUGUUGGAGAGGGGAUGCUGACAGCUGCCAUUUGUGGAGAAGUUUUUGCCUCUCCAAACGUUGAUGCAAUUCUUGCUGGCAUUCGAGCUGUCACUGGUCCAAUGGGAUGUCUUUUGAUUGUCAAGAAUUAUACUGGCGAUCGCUUAAAUUUUGGUUUGGCUGCUGAGCAAGCAAAAUCUGAAGGCUAUAAAGUAGAGACUGUAAUUGUUGGAGAUGAUUGUGCUUUACCUCCACCUCGAGGCAUAGCUGGACGACGUGGUCUUGCAGGGACUAUUCUUGUUCAUAAGGUUGCUGGAGCUGCUGCAGCUGCUGGACUUUCUCUUCAUGAGGUUGCUACAGAAGCAAAACGUGCAUCAGAAAUGGUUGGAACAAUGGGUGUUGCACUGUCAGUUUGCACACUGCCUGGUCAGGUUACAUCAGAUCGUUUGGGCCCAGGAAGGAUGGAACUUGGUCUUGGAAUUCAUGGUGAAGCUGGUGCUGCUGUAGCUGAUCUUCAACCUGUUGAGGUGGUUGUUUCUCAUGUUCUUAAGCAGAUCUUGUCACUGGAGACUAACUAUGUUCCAAUUACACGUGGUAACAGAGUGGUACUCAUGGUGAAUGGACUUGGUGCCACUCCAGUAAUGGAGCUGAUGAUUGCAGCUGGAAAAGCAGUCCCUCAGUUGCAGCUGGAGCAUGGACUGGCUGUUGAUAGAGUGUACACUGGGUCAUUUAUGACCUCCCUUGAUAUGGCAGGAUUUUCGAUUUCCAUAAUGAAAGCAGAUGAAGCAAUUUUGCAACGUUUGGACGCUGCAACUAAGGCUCCAUUCUGGCCUGCUGGAGUUGGUGGUAACCGUUUGCCUACCAAGAUGCCAGUUCCACUGCCACUAUCUCAUUCGACAAAGAGUGAUGAGCCGCUGUCCCGACCACUGCAAUUAAGCGAACAAGGACACAUUCUUGAGGUGGCUAUUGAGGCAGCAGCAAAUGCAAUUAUUAAUAUGAGAGACAGCUUAAAUGAAUGGGACAGCAAAGCUGGUGACGGUGAUUGUGGAUCUACAAUGUAUAUUGGCGCGGCAACAAUUCUAGAGGAUAAGAAAAAGUAUUAUCCCCUGAAUGAUGCCGCAGAAACCGUAAAUGAAAUUGGAUCGUCUAUUAGAAGAGUUAUGGGAGGAACAAGUGGGAUUAUAUACAAUAUCUUUUGCAAGGCAGCUUAUGCACAAUUGAAAGCAAACACACAAUCAGUUGUCACUUCAAUACAAUGGUCUGAAGCACUUCAAGCUUCCAUUGCUGCAGUUAGUAAAUAUGGUGGUGCCAGUGCUGGUUAUCGCACAAUGUUAGAUGCAUUUAUUCCAGCAUCAGCACUUCUCAAGGAGAGGUUAACUGCUGGGGAUGAUCCUUUCACCGCUUUCGUUCUCUCAUCAGAAGCAGCAUUAGCUGGUGCUGAAUCAACCAAACAUAUGCAGGCGCAGGCUGGCCGUUCUAGCUAUAUUUCGACAGAGAUCCUUGCAUUGGUUCCAGAUCCAGGAGCGAUGGCUGCAGCUGCAUGGUACAGAGCAGCGGCUUUAGCCAUCAAAAACAAAUGAGACCCUUUAGAGACACUGAAAUACGUACUUCUAUCUGCAAUUAUUUUGGCUGCUGCAGAUUUUUAGUUCUUUUUUUUGAUGAUUCGACUCUGUUGUCUCACUUAGGCUUUCGGCUUAUGCAAAUUUUGUGUGUGGCGCUGAGAGAGCACAAUUUGGUUUAACUUUUCUCCAGAAAAAUGUAAAUCUCAGUUUAUACUUCUGAAAAUUAUUUAUGUAAAUUGAAUAUUUGUUCACUUCUGUGCUUUAAUGUAUCUAAUAGAAAAAUGUUGGAUAAUGGGUCAAAUAUCCCCCCAACUUGUGCUGUA